GCGGGCGUCCGGGCUCGUGCCGCUUUCAAGACGCCGCUGUCGCCUGUGGUCGUUCUCUGUCAGCCAUGGUCAACCCUACCGUGUUCUUCGACAUCGCCGUCGACGGCGAGCCCUUGGGCCGCGUCUCCUUCGAGCUGUUUGCAGACAAAGUUCCAAAGACAGCAGAAAAUUUUCGUGCUCUGAGUACUGGAGAGAAAGGAUUUGGUUAUAAGGGUUCCUGCUUUCACAGAAUUAUUCCAGGAUUUAUGUGCCAGGGUGGUGACUUCACACGCCAUAAUGGCACUGGCGGCAAGUCCAUCUAUGGGGAGAAGUUUGACGAUGAGAACUUCAUCCUGAAGCAUACAGGCCCUGGCAUCUUGUCUAUGGCAAAUGCUGGGCCAAACACAAACGGUUCUCAGUUUUUCAUCUGCACUGCCAAGACUGAGUGGUUGGAUGGCAAGCAUGUGGUCUUUGGGAAGGUGAAAGAGGGCAUGAACAUUGUGGAAGCCAUGGAGCGCUUUGGGUCCAGGAAUGGCAAGACCAGCAAGAAGAUCACCAUUACCGACUGUGGACAACUCUAAUACAUUUGACUUGUGUUUAUCUUAACCACCAAACCAUUCCUCUGUAGCUCAGGAGAGCACCCCUCCACCCCAUCUGCUCGCAAUAUCCCAUAAUCUUUGUGCUCUCGCUGCAGUUCUUUGGGUUCCAUAUUUUCCUUAUUUCCCUCCCAAGUCUAGCUGGAUUGCAGAGUUAAGUUUAUGGAUUAUGAAUAAAAACUAAAUGACA
This is a messenger RNA of Sciurus carolinensis (gray squirrel), 765 nucleotides long. It is a transcript of the gene Ppia, whose product is annotated as peptidylprolyl isomerase A. Bases 66 to 560 code for a protein of 164 amino acids. The record is from RefSeq and is a predicted model, not a curated record. Gene Ontology annotation, molecular function: peptidyl-prolyl cis-trans isomerase activity. The transcript is spliced from 5 exons. Gene Ontology annotation, biological process: protein folding; protein peptidyl-prolyl isomerization. Lineage: Eukaryota; Metazoa; Chordata; Mammalia; Rodentia; Sciuridae.